AUGUCUGAAGCCAAAGCUACCCCCGCUGCGUCGACCAAGAAGAACAAGAAGAACAAGAGCACUGCUGCUGGAGACGCUGCACUCACCAAUGGCAAGCUCCAAGCUCCACCUGCCGCUACUCCAGCCCAGUCGCAGCGAGAGGAACUCCUAGCAGAGCGAGCUGAGAACAAUGCUGCUGUAGCCGCCGUCGCUCUUCUGGCAGACAAGACGGAUCAGCCCGCGACUCCCCUCACGGCGGCCGAGCGCAUCUUGGCAAAGCGAAGCAAGGCACUCGGCAAGAAGCUACAGAGGAUCGCACAGUAUGAAGCUCAAGACUCAAAGACUCUCAACGAGGACCAAAAGGCAGUCAUUGCCAGCAAGGACAGCGUCAUGGCUGCCAUGAAGGAGCUCAAUGAAGUCGGCAAGGCCUGGAAGCAGGCAGAGCAGGAGAAUGUCGCAGCCCAGCAGGCAGAGACUCAAAAGGCGGUAGAGCACGAGAAGAAGAGCGGAGAGGCUACCGGCGAUGCAGCUCUUACCCUUCUUCAGCAAUUCCUACGCCUCUUCACUGUCCUCCACCUCCCUCAGAUUCAGGUCUCUACCUUUGCUCCAACGAUUUCUCCUGCCUUUACCGACUCUAUCACUUCUCAGGAGGCGGCCGCUGUAGGCAAAUUGUACCAGGACAUCAUCUCUCAGUCUCUCUAUUCUGGCGCAGAGGUUGGACAAAGCAACGAAGGCAGCGUCAAGGAGCUGUUGUCGUCCAUCGAGGGCGGAGAGGCCGACAAGGAGGCAUUGGCCGGUGUGAGCUUCGCUCGAAUCAAGGAGCUCCUCUCCCACGUCAUCGCCCCUUCCACCUCCGACGUGCCCUCUGAGAAGGUCCCUACGGCUGCUCAGAGCGGCACCGACAAGGGCGAUGAGGCGGUCAGUCACGAGAAGGCUUCUGCGGAAGAGGCCAUCGACGUUGCUCCCGAGCUUGUGGAGCCACCUGCAGCUGCGUCACAAAGCAAAGCGGAAACCGCCCCGGCCGCUCCUCAUGUCAAUGGCAAGCAAAGCCCUCCCAAGGCCCCAGUAGCAUCUGGCGAGAUCUCCUUCUUGCAGUCGAGCGAAGUCAGUCGUGUCGCUAGCGCUGCACCCAGCCUGCAUGGCGACUCGGAACAGCCGGCCGAAGAGAAGGUUGCGGUCCAUUCAAGUGGGGAUGAUCAAACUGCUUCGACCGAAAAGGCAUCAGAGAAGCCAGCUUCACCUGCCGUGCAAGUUUCAAAGUUCGAUUGGUCGGCAGAUGUAGAGGGCGGAGAGGACGACCUUGGUGACCCCAUGCAGGCCUUCCCGGAUCAAGAUUCUCGCAGCGUGACCUUGAACUCCUCGCUCUCUUCAGAGGACAAGACGGAGGGGCUCUCCUCCAAUGCUCGAAUCGGCUACGACGCUGCUGCUGAGUCCGAGGCCAAUGGCGGAUUAGCCUUGCCCGCAAGGCGCACAAGCACUCCAGCAGCCAAAGUCUCGCAGUCCGCAAGUGAGGAGGCAAAAGCGCCAGCCGAGCCUGAAGCUACCGCCCCUCGUGAGCAGAAGGGAGGAAAGGCAAACGGCGCAGCCAAGUCUGGAUCGCAGCAGCAGCGGCCUGCCGCUCCUGCUCCUGCUCCUAGCAAGAAGGCUCCCAUUGUCGACGAGGAUGGCUUUGUGCUCCAGACGAGCAAGAAGUCAUUGCACCAACAGCAACAGCAACAGCAACAGCAGCAACAGCAGGCUUCCUUCCGAGGUCGAGGUAGGGGAAGGGGUGGACCUCGUGGUGGAGGUGGGGACAGAGGAGGACGAGGAGGAGCUGGUGGUGCUCGGGGUAGGGGAGAGUUCAGGGGUGGUGCAAGGGGCGGUCGAGGGGCAGCGAGCGCAGGUGGCCCUCCGGCGCCAACGUCGGCUGCGGGACAGUGA
Molecule: messenger RNA, 1899 nt
Organism: Microstroma glucosiphilum
Lineage: Eukaryota; Fungi; Basidiomycota; Exobasidiomycetes; Microstromatales; Microstromataceae
Exons: 3
Coding region: 1-1899 (632 amino acids)
Source: RefSeq, a predicted model, not a curated record